AUGAGCGGGAUUCAGUUUUCACCUUCAUCUGUCCCCCUUCGCCGGGUCGAAGAGGUCCAAUUUGGAAUCUUGUCUCCGGAGGAGAUUCGGUCCAUGAGUGUCGCGAAGAUUGAAUUUCCCGAAACGAUGGACGAAACUGGUCAACGUCCUCGAGUUGGUGGACUUUUGGAUCCUCGUUUGGGCACCAUAGAUCGACAAUUUAAAUGUCAAACAUGCGGUGAAUUGAUAGCUGAAUGUCCUGGACAUUUUGGUCAUAUCGAACUUGCUAAACCUGUAUUUCAUAUCGGAUUUUUGAGUAAAAUAAAAAAGAUUUUAGAGUGUGUUUGCUGGAACUGCGGCAAACUAAAAAUUGACCCUUCAAAUCCAAAAUAUCAAGAAACACAACGAUAUCGUGAUCCGAAAAACCGACUUAAUGCUGUAUGGAACGUUUGUAAAACCAAAAUGGUUUGUGACACGGGCUUGUCUGGUGGCUCGGAUAAUUUUGAUCCUAGUAAUCCCACAGCAAAUUUGGGUCAUGGUGGUUGCGGAAGUGCCCAACCAACGAUUCGUAAAGAUGGAUUGAAAUUGUGGGGUUCGUGGAAAAAAGGAAAAGACGAAUCCGAUCUUCCCGAAAAACGUCUUCUUACUCCUCUUGAAGUUCACACCAUAUUUACACAUAUUUCUUCAGAUGACUUAGAACGGUUGGGCCUUAAUGAACAGUAUGCACGCCCAGACUGGAUGAUUAUUACCGUUUUACCAGUCCCCCCACCCAGUGUUCGCCCUAGUAUUUCAGUAGACGGGACUAGUCGUGGUGAAGAUGAUUUAACGCAUAAACUAUCUGAUAUAAUAAAAGCCAAUGCCAACGUUCGAAGAUGCGAACAAGAAGGAGCGCCGGCCCAUAUCGUGUCUGAGUAUGAACAAUUAUUACAGUUCCACGUCGCUACAUAUAUGGAUAACGAAAUUGCAGGCCAGCCCCAAGCCCUUCAGAAGUCUGGCAGACCUCUGAAAAGUAUUCGUGCUAGACUUAAAGGUAAAGAAGGACGUUUGCGUGGCAAUUUGAUGGGUAAACGUGUCGAUUUUUCAGCUCGUACUGUUAUUACUGGUGAUCCUAAUUUGUCAUUGGAUGAAUUAGGUGUUCCUCGAAGUAUUGCAAAGACCUUAACUUACCCCGAAACGGUUACUCCUUAUAAUAUUUAUUACCUUCAAGAACUUGUUCGAAACGGUCCAGAUGAACAUCCUGGAGCUAAGUAUAUUAUUCGAGAUACCGGUGAAAGAAUUGACCUAAGAUAUCACAAAAGAGCUGGCGAUAUUCCUUUGAGAUAUGGCUGGCGGGUUGAAAGACAUAUCCGAGAUGGUGAUAUCGUUAUUUUCAAUAGACAGCCAUCAUUACAUAAAAUGAGUAUGAUGGGUCAUAGGAUACGAGUUAUGCCUUAUUCAACCUUUAGACUAAACUUGUCAGUAACAUCACCGUAUAACGCUGAUUUUGAUGGUGAUGAGAUGAACAUGCACGUACCACAAUCCGAAGAAACAAGAGCCGAAAUCCAAGAGAUUGCCAUGGUCCCUAAACAGAUUGUUUCACCACAGUCAAAUAAACCAGUAAUGGGUAUUGUUCAGGACACAUUGGCCGGUGUCCGAAAGUUCUCAUUACGUGACAAUUUCUUAAGUCGUGAAGCGGUUAUGAAUAUUAUGCUUUGGGUGCCAGGAUGGGAUGGAGUUGUUCCUCCGCCGGUAAUAGUUAAGCCUAGACCUUUAUGGACUGGUAAACAAAUUUUGAGCUUGGUGAUUCCUAAAGGUAUUAAUCUCAUGAGGGAAGAUGACAAACAAGGAAUGCUUAACCCAUCAGAUUUGGGCAUGCUAAUUGAAAAUGGUGAAAUUAUCUAUGGCGUUGUUGACAAAAAAACUGUUGGAGCUUCUCAAGGUGGUUUGGUACAUACAAUUUGGAAAGAGAAGGGACCUGACACCUGCAAGGGUUUCUUCAAUGGUAUUCAACGAGUUGUAAAUUACUGGUUACUGCAUAACGGAUUUAGUAUUGGUAUUGGUGAUACCAUAGCUGAUGCUGAUACCAUGCGUGAAGUGACUAGAACCGUUAAAGAAGCUCGUUCGCAAGUCGCAGAGUCGAUUCAAGAUGCUCAACAUAACAGAUUAAAGCCUGAGCCUGGUAUGACACUACGUGAGUCUUUUGAAGCCCAGGUUUCACGCAUUCUUAACCAAGCCAGAGACAAUGCCGGUAGAUCUGCAGAGCACAGCUUGAAAAAUUCUAAUAAUGUGAAGCAAAUGGUGGCAGCAGGUUCAAAGGGAUCUUUCAUCAAUAUUUCACAAAUGUCUGCCUGUGUAGGCCAGCAAAUUGUAGAAGGAAAGCGAAUUCCAUUUGGUUUUAAACAUAGAACCCUUCCUCACUUUCCUAAAGAUGAUGAUUCACCCGAGUCUCGUGGAUUUAUUGAAAAUUCAUACUUGCGUGGCUUAACACCUCAAGAGUUUUUCUUUCAUGCAAUGGCUGGAAGAGAAGGUCUGAUUGAUACUGCCGUAAAAACUGCCGAAACUGGUUAUAUUCAGCGUCGUCUUGUAAAAGCAAUGGAGGAUGUAAUGGUACGAUACGACGGCACCGUACGCAAUGCAAUGGGAGACAUUAUUCAGUUUGCGUAUGGUGAAGAUGGAUUGGAUGCAACCCUGGUUGAAUAUCAAGUUUUUGAUUCUUUGCGCUUAUCUAAUGAGCAAUUUGAAAGGAAGUACAAGAUUGACUUGAUGGAAGACAGGAGUAUAUCUCAAUUUAUGGAAAAUUCUAUUGAUAAUGAUCCAGAUGUGCAAGAUUUGCUUGAUGCUGAGUUUGCUCAACUCUCAAAUGAUAGAGAUCUUCUUUGUAAUUUUAUUUUCCCUAAAGGUGAUGCUAGAUGGCCAAUGCCUGUUAAUGUGCAACGAAUUAUUCAAAAUGCUUGCCAGAUUUUCCAUUUAGAAUCUCGCAAACCAUCCGAUCUUUUGCCCGGAGAUAUUAUUCAAGGUUUAAAUGAACUCAUAAAUAAGUUGAAAAUAUUCCGCGGUGAUGACCGAAUCACUCAAGAUGUACAAAAUAACGCUACAUUACUUUUUCAAAUACAUCUGCGUUCAAAGUUUGCUGUUAAGCGGGUUAUCACUGAAUAUCAUUUGAAUAAAGUUGCAUUUGAAUGGAUUAUGGGUGAAGUCGAAAGUCGAUUUCAGCAAGCGGUGGUAAGUCCAGGAGAAAUGGUUGGUACCUUAGCUGCGCAAUCUAUUGGUGAACCUGCAACUCAGAUGACUUUAAAUACCUUCCAUUAUGCUGGUGUUUCAUCAAAGAAUGUCACUUUGGGUGUUCCUCGUCUCAAAGAAAUUCUUAACGUUGCAAAGAAUAUUAAAACACCAUCUUUGACUAUAUAUUUAUUACCCCAUAUAUCGUCUAAUAUGGAUCUGGCUAAGAAUAUUCAAACUCAAAUAGAGCAUACUACUUUAAGCACGGUCACAUCUGCUACUGAAAUUCAUUACGAUCCUGAUCCACAAAAUACGGUGAUUGAAGAAGAUAAAGAUUUUGUUGAAGCCUUUUUUGCUAUUCCUGAUGAAGAGGUUGAAGAAAAUUUGUGGAAACAAUCACCGUGGUUACUGAGAUUAGAACUUGAUCGUGCUAAGAUGCUUGACAAAAAGCUAAGUAUGAGUGACGUGGCAGGAAAGAUUGCGGAGAGUUUUGAGCGCGAUUUAUUCACUAUAUGGUCAGAAGACAAUGCCGACAAGUUGGUAAUCCGUUGUCGUAUUAUUCGUGAUGACGAUAGAAAAACUGAGGAGGAUGACAAUUUAAUUGAAGAAGAUGUCUUUUUGAAGACAAUUGAAGGACACAUGUUGGAAAGUAUCAGUUUGAGAGGUGUUCCCAAUAUUACCCGUGUAUACAUGAUGGAACACAAGGUUAUUCGACAAAAGGAUGCUGGUAUAUUUGAAAGAGGUGAUGAAUGGGUUUUGGAAACUGAUGGAAUCAAUUUGACCGAAGCGAUGGCUGUUGAAGGUGUUGAUUCUUCUAGAAUUUACUCUAACUCAUUCGUUGAAAUCCUGCAAAUUCUUGGAAUUGAGGCAACUAGAUCUGCCUUACUUAAGGAACUCAGAAACGUUAUUGAAUUUGAUGGAUCUUAUGUAAACUAUCGACACUUAGCUCUCCUUUGUGAUGUGAUGACUUCUCGUGGUCAUUUAAUGGCAAUUACUCGUCAUGGUAUCAACCGCGCUGAAACUGGUGCUUUAAUGAGAUGCUCUUUUGAGGAGACUGUAGAAAUCUUAAUGGAUGCGGCUGCGAGUGGAGAGAAAGAUGACUGUAAAGGAAUUUCAGAGAAUAUUAUGCUCGGCCAAAUGGCACCAAUGGGUACUGGUGCAUUUGAUGUUUAUCUUGACCAGGGCAUGUUGAUGAAUUACAGUUUGAAUGCACCUGCGGCUUCAAUAGCAGUUGGUGAAUACGGUAAAUCACAAAUUCCGGAGGGUUCUGCUACACCUUAUGAGCGGUCACCAAUGGUUGAUUCUGGUUAUCUUAGCUCGUCUGAUGCAGCAGCAUUCUCACCAUUGAUUCAAAGCGGACCUGAAGGUCGAGAUGGUUUAGGUGAAUAUGGAAAUAUGCUCGGUGCUAGUCCUUUCCAUUCUGUCAAAUCACCUGGUUACACUAGCCCGUUCUCCAGUGCUAUGAGUCCUGGAUAUGGCUUAACAUCUCCAAGUUACAGUCCAUCAUCACCAGGAUACUCUACAUCUCCUACCUAUAUGCCUUCUAGUCCAUCCUAUUCGCCUACAAGUCCCUCAUACUCUCCCACUAGUCCUUCUUAUUCUCCAACCAGUCCUUCAUACUCUCCUACAAGUCCCUCUUACUCUCCUACUAGUCCUUCAUACUCUCCUACUAGUCCCUCAUACUCUCCUACUAGCCCCUCAUACUCUCCUACUAGUCCUUCAUACUCUCCUACUAGUCCCUCAUACUCUCCUACUAGCCCCUCAUACUCUCCUACUAGCCCCUCCUAUUCUCCUACUAGCCCUUCUUAUUCUCCUACUAGUCCUUCAUACUCCCCUACAAGCCCAUCCUACUCUCCUACUAGUCCAUCUUACUCUCCAACCAGUCCAUCUUAUUCUCCAACCAGUCCUUCUUAUUCUCCAACUAGUCCUUCUUAUUCUCCAACCAGUCCUUCUUAUUCUCCAACCAGUCCUUCUUACUCUCCUACUAGUCCUUCUUACUCUCCUACCAGUCCUUCCUAUUCCCCUACUAGUCCGUCUUACUCUCCUACUAGUCCUUCCUAUUCCCCUACUAGUCCUUCUUACUCUCCUUCUGGACAGUCGUAA
Messenger RNA from Schizosaccharomyces octosporus yFS286, 5280 nucleotides. Its product is annotated as RNA polymerase II large subunit Rpb1. Lineage: Eukaryota; Fungi; Ascomycota; Schizosaccharomycetes; Schizosaccharomycetales; Schizosaccharomycetaceae. The transcript is spliced from 7 exons. Gene Ontology annotation, molecular function: DNA binding. The coding region runs from base 1 to 5280 and encodes 1759 amino acids. Gene Ontology annotation, cellular component: RNA polymerase II, core complex. The record is from RefSeq and is a predicted model, not a curated record. Gene Ontology annotation, biological process: transcription by RNA polymerase II.